This is a messenger RNA of Vigna radiata var. radiata (mung bean), 2459 nucleotides long. RefSeq names its product protein KRI1 homolog. NCBI's taxonomy places the organism in Eukaryota, Viridiplantae, Streptophyta, Magnoliopsida, Fabales, Fabaceae. The coding region runs from base 203 to 2200 and encodes 665 amino acids. The record is from RefSeq and is a predicted model, not a curated record. Gene Ontology annotation, biological process: endonucleolytic cleavage in ITS1 to separate SSU-rRNA from 5.8S rRNA and LSU-rRNA from tricistronic rRNA transcript (SSU-rRNA, 5.8S rRNA, LSU-rRNA). Gene Ontology annotation, cellular component: nucleolus; 90S preribosome. The transcript is spliced from 3 exons.
AAAAAACCAAUUAGGGUUUGGUGGGGCAUGAGAAAUUCAGAAGCGAGUCUGUCUCUUUAGGACCCCUCUAAGCAGUAUUGGCUCCGUUCCCGGCGUCUCAAGUUAGCCCAUCUACGAUUCUAUGCUGGGCAUAUCUUUGGAGGAGCUGUGUUUUUGGCGAGAUUAAUUUUGUAGUGAUCAGCCUUGUCACGCACUGUAGAGAAUGCCUCUUCAACUUUUUGAGGGCAGUGAUUCCGAAAAUGAUGACAUUUCAAAAAUCAAGAUCGACGAGGGGUAUGCUCGCAAAUUUGAGCACAACAAGAAGCGGGAGGACCUCCAGCGGUUUGAGGAAUUAAAAAAGAAGGGUGUUAUUGAUUCACCUUCAUCCUCCCAUUCCGGUGGUGAGGAAGACUCCGACUCUGAGUCAUCAGAUGAUGUUGACGAUGAGAAACUUGUUAAUUCUACAAAGAGUGACAAGGAGCUCUUUGAUGCCUUAAUUAAGGUGAAGAAACAAGAUCCUAUUCUUAAGAAAAAGGAUGUUGAGCUUUUUGGUACGGAUGAUAGCAGUGAUGAUGAAAGUGACGAGGAGGGGAAUCUUAAAUCAAAAGACAAAAGGGGUGAAAAGCCAAUGUAUUUGAAGGAUGUGAUGGCAAAGCAUUUGAUUGAGGAGGGGGCAGAUUUUGGCCAUGAAGACGAAAUAGAUGAAAAGGGAAAGCAAAAGGCUAAGAAGGUAAUGCCUUCCAAAGAUGAGCAUUUUGUUAAUAAAGAUGGGAAGAAAACUUAUGGUGAUGAGCAGGAGGAAUUGAAAAGGUCUUUUCUGAGAGCUGUAGAAGAGGAGGGUUUGGAGGAUGGUGAAGAAGAGUUUUUCACUGUAAAGGAGAAAGAGGGCGAAGAGGAUAAAGUAGAUAGUGAUGACAAAGAGCUUGAAGAGAAGCUGGAUGAAUAUUUUGGUGGAGAUGUAGAAUCAAAUGAAAAUUCCAAGUUUCUGAGAAGCUAUUUCAUGAACAAAAUGUGGAUUGACAGGAGUGGGAAGGAUGUGGAUGUUGGAGAGGACGAAUUGCAAGAGAUUUCUGAGGAUGAGAUAGAGCUCGAAAGACAGGAAGAAUAUGAGUAUAGGUUUCAGGAAAAUCCAGGAGAUAGGGUGUUGGGUCAUGCUCGGAAAGUGGAGGGAUCAGUGAGGAAGAAGACAAAUACAAGGAAGGAGCAGAGAAAGAGUAAGGAGGAGAGAAUGGCUAUAGCACAAAACGAGAGGGAGGAGGAGUUGAAGCAUUUAAAGAAUUUGAAGAAGCAGGAGAUACAGGAGAAGGUUAAAAAGAUAAUGGAGACGGCAGGGAUUAAUGAUGAUGAUCUAAUCCCAUUGUCUAUGGCAGAAAUCGAAGAGGAAUUUGACCCAGAGGAGUAUGAUAGAAUGAUGAAGGCGGCAUUUGAUGAUAAAUAUUACAAUGCAGAGGAUGCUGACCCUGACUUUUGUAGUGACAACGAUGACAUUGAGAAGCCAGAUUUUGAAAAGGAGGAUGAAUUACUUGGGCUUUCUAAAGGCUGGGAUGAAAGCGGAUCUAAUGGUGGGUUUUUAGCUGCAAGGGAAAAAGUGUUGAAAGAAAAGAUUGAGAAUACUAGUGAUGACGAUCUCCCAGAAGGAGAUGAAGAAGGAGAUGAGGAAGAAGUGAAGAUUCCCGAGGAAGGUAGUCGGAAGAGGAAGCGCAAAACAGCACUUUUGGAGAAAGCAAGACAGGCAAUGAUGGAUGAGUACUAUAAAUUAGAUUACGAGGACACAAUAGGGGACCUGAAGACAAGAUUCAAGUAUGCUAAAACAAAACCAAAUAGAUUUGGCAUGAGUGCCUCAGAGAUACUAUUAAUGGAUGACAAGGAAUUGGGUCAAUAUGUUUCCUUGAAAAAGCUUGCUCCCUACCGCGAUGAAGAAUGGAAACUAAGCAAACAAAAAAGAUACGCGCUGAAGAUGAGGGCUAAGGAGCUUCUACGUGAAAAAAGUUUGGAUAAGAAGAAAAGAAAGAAGUCAAAGGUUGAUUCUGGGAAGAAAACUUCAUCAAGAAGUGUUGUGGAGGAAGAAAAAGCAAGCCCGGAAGAAUCAAAUGUUAAUACGGAUAAUUUGUCAAGGAAAGCCAAGAGAAGGCGACAAGGGGCUAAUUUGAAGUUAUCACAGAUGAGGCUUAAGGCUUAUGGUAAAAUCCCCUCAAAAUCCAAGCAUGGAGGAAAGCACUGAAAGUGGCGAUAAUUUUUGCAGAAGGAAACCAACUACUAACCGAGGAAUUUAUGAUUUAGAAAAGAAUUGGAGCUUUAAUGUUGCAAAAUACUGUGUUGGCCAAAGUGUUUGUGGAGAGAAGUUUUGCCCGUCCUUAUAUUUUCUCCGAAUGAUUUGACUAAAUGGAAUUUGUCUGUAAACUGUCAACUGGACCAGCAAAUCGUUUUGAUGGUUCUCGUUUCUGUAUUUUUUAACAUAGCAUUUAGAAUUUUUGCUUUAA